This is a messenger RNA of Phaedon cochleariae (mustard beetle), 1414 nucleotides long. The record is from the annotation of a GenBank genome assembly. Lineage: Eukaryota; Metazoa; Arthropoda; Insecta; Coleoptera; Chrysomelidae.
AUGUAAUGUAUAGUAGUACCAUAGAUCAAGUUUGUUAAUCUGUGGUAGUACUACCCGAAGCCUGGAAGGGUUCACCUAUAGCUACAGCUAGAUAUUCAAUUCAUAUUCCUUAUAUCAGAUAAUCUCUUUUUGAAUCCAUGUAGUUGGCGCAACUCGUUAGUCAGUUAUCAUUCAUUCAUUAUUAUUGGUCAUGUUAUAUCAUCAAGAAAGAGCGAGAGAUUGUAGAUAAGGUCAUAUAUAACAAUAAUAAUUGUAAAAGUCAUGACCUAUGCAUAUGUAUAAUAUUCAUAGGCAACUAUAGUGCCUAUUCAUAAAAGUUAAAGUUCGGUUUCUCAUCGAAAUGAUAGUGUUCAUUUUGUUAUCAGUCAUUUUGAUAGUUCUGACGAGACUGUUUUCCAGAACAGUAUCCAAGCAAUGUGAUAGUCAAGUUUGCUUAGUUGGUAAAACAGCUUUAGUUACUGGAGGCAGUGCUGGAUUAGGAUAUCAAAUCGUCCUCGAUCUAUGUAAGAGAGGAUGCAGGGUGAUAAUAGCCGAUAAGAAUGUGAAUGGAGAUAUCAAAGAAGCCAUCAUACAAGAAACUAAUAAUGACAACAUCACGAUGGAACACGUGGAUCUGGCAUCAUUUAAAUCCGUAAGACAACUGGCAGAGAGAAUCAAUCGAACGGAAGAGAAGCUGGAUGUACUGAUCAACAAUGCCGGUGUUCUAUUCAGCUCCAAUGAUCUCACAGAAGAUGGUUUGAAUCUAACGUGGCAGAUAAACCAUUUUGGUCCUUUUUUACUGACGCAUCUUCUCAUAGAUCUGUUGAAGAAAUCACAGUCAGGACGAAUCAUUUUCACCAGUUCUGAAAUGGCAUUCUUCAAUAACCUGGAAAGGUUUGAUCCAGGAAAAACAGACUUCAUGAAUGAAACAAAAAACGUAUUCCAUUAUAGCAAUACCAAAUGCCUAAACAUAGUAGCAUCUGAUAUAUUUGCUGAAAAACUUGAGAAACAUAAUAUCUCCUCCAAUUCUUGUCAUCCAGGCGUAGUGAGAACGAGUAUUUUCCAGAGUAGUUCGGUUCAUUGUCGGAAUUGGGCGGACUAUCUAUCGUUGGGGGCUUUAAACUUCUUACAAAUAUUUGCUGGAACGGGGACGAAGGAAGGUGCUCAUAGUAGCAUUCACCUGGCCGUUGCAAAAGAAGUAGAGGGAAUAUCGGGGAAAUAUUUCGGACAAUGUUCUCCCAAAAGAAAGCCCAAACUCACCACCAAUAAAUCCUUCUGUGAACGCAUCUGGAAGCUAUCAGAAAAUGUAGUUGAUCUGAAGGUUGACGAAAGACUGUGAUGUCAUCGAUUAAAAAGUAGGAUAUAGUUGAAAUAUACAAUUCUCUUGUAUGCCUGAAAUCAUUAUUUGUAUUUUCUUCAUGGAAUACACUUCGUC